Messenger RNA from Pogoniulus pusillus (Red-fronted tinkerbird), 6521 nucleotides. It is a transcript of the gene CLCN6, whose product is annotated as chloride voltage-gated channel 6. The transcript has 23 exons. Gene Ontology annotation, biological process: transmembrane transport; chloride transport. NCBI's taxonomy places the organism in Eukaryota, Metazoa, Chordata, Aves, Piciformes, Lybiidae. Gene Ontology annotation, cellular component: lysosomal membrane; intracellular membrane-bounded organelle. The record is from RefSeq and is a predicted model, not a curated record. The coding region runs from base 19 to 2616 and encodes 865 amino acids. Gene Ontology annotation, molecular function: voltage-gated chloride channel activity.
GGCGCGGCGCGGCGGAAGAUGGCGGGGAGCGGGUCCGGGCUCUGCUGCUGCUGCUGCGGCGAGCGGGAGAGCCGCACGCCCGAGGAGCUGACAAUCCUAGGAGAAACUCAGGAGGAAGAGGAUGAGAUCCUUCCACGCAAAGACUAUGAGAGCUUGGAUUAUGAUCGCUGUAUCAAUGACCCAUACUUGGAAGUUUUGGAGCGUGUGGACAACAAGAAAGCCCAGAGAUAUGAAGCAGUCAAGUGGGUGAUGGUUUUCGCUAUUGGAGUCUGCACAGGACUGGUGGGCCUCUUUGUGGAUUUCUUCGUACGGCUGUUCACUCAGCUCAAGUUCCGGGUAGUACAAAGCUCAGUGGAAGAGUGCACUGAGAGAGGUUGUCUCGCGUUGUCCUUGCUGGAGCUGUUAGGCUUCAACCUGACCUUUGUUUUUCUUGCCAGUCUUCUGGUCCUGAUCCAGCCUGUAGCAGCUGGAUCAGGAAUUCCUGAGAUUAAAUGCUACCUCAAUGGGGUGAAGGUUCCAGGGGUUGUGCGCCUCCGGACAGUGGUGUGCAAAGCUAUGGGAGUGCUCUUCAGUGUGGCAGGAGGUCUCUUUGUCGGGAAGGAGGGUCCAAUGAUUCACAGUGGCGCUGUCGUGGGUGCAGGUUUGCCACAGUUCCAGAGCAUCUCUUUGAGGAAGAUCCAGUUUAACUUUCCCUAUUUCCGCAGUGACAGGGACAAAAGAGAUUUUGUAUCUGCUGGAGCUGCUGCAGGGGUUGCGGCUGCCUUUGGCGCCCCAAUUGGGGGCACUCUUUUCAGCUUGGAAGAAGGUUCCUCUUUCUGGAACCAGGGACUUACAUGGAAAGUGCUUUUCUGUUCCAUGGCUGCCACCUUCACUUUGAAUUUUUUCCGCUCCGGGAUUCAGUUUGGAAGUUGGGGAUCUUUCCAGCUCCCUGGACUGCUGAACUUUGGGGAAUUUAAGUGCUCUGAGUCUGAUAAGAAAUGCCAUCUCUGGACAGCUGUGGACUUGGGCUUCUUCAUUCUGAUGGGAAUUGUAGGAGGCCUUCUCGGAGCCACCUUCAACUGUCUGAACAAGAGACUGGCAAAGUACCGCAUGCGGAACGUGCAUCCCAAGCCAAAGCUGGUCAGGGUCUUGGAGAGCCUGCUGGUGUCCUUGACUACCACGGUUGUGGUCUUUGUAGCCUCCAUGGUUCUGGGGGAAUGUCGGCAGAUGUCUUCCACCAGUCAUAGAGGAAAUAACACUCUGGACCUGCAGGGUAUGUCAGAGGAUGUGAAUUCGAGCAUCAAAACUUUUUUCUGUCCAAAUGAAACCUACAAUGACAUGGCCACACUCUUCUUCAACCCUCAGGAGUCAGCCAUCUUGCAGCUCUUCCACCAAGAUGGUACUUUCAGCCCAGUCACACUGUCCUUGUUCUUCCUUCUCUAUUUCUUACUGUCCUGCUGGACAUAUGGGAUCUCUGUGCCCAGUGGGCUUUUUGUGCCAUCACUGCUUUGUGGGGCUGCCUUCGGACGCCUGGUCGCCAACCUCCUCAAAAGCUACAUUGGCCUGGAUCACAUCUACUCGGGAACCUUUGCGCUGAUUGGGGCAGCGGCGUUCCUGGGAGGAGUGGUCCGCAUGACAAUUAGCCUGACUGUCAUCCUUAUCGAAUCCACCAACGAGAUCAGCUAUGGGCUCCCGAUAAUGAUCACCCUCAUGGUAGCCAAAUGGACAGGAGACUUUUUCAACAAAGGCAUCUAUGACAUCCAUGUGAACUUACGAGGAGUGCCUCUCCUGGAGUGGGAAACAGAGGUGGAAAUGGAUAAACUAAGAGCCAGUGACAUCAUGGAGCCCAACCUGACCUAUGUCUACCCACACACCAGGAUCCAGUCCCUCGUCAGCAUCCUGCGCACAACGGUCCACCAUGCCUUCCCCGUGGUGACUGAGAACCGGGGCAAUGAGAGGGAGUUCAUGAAGGGAAAUCAACUGAUCAGCAACAACAUCAAAUUCAAGAAGUCCAGCAUCCUCACCCGAGCCGGGGAGCAGCGCAAGCGCAGUCAGUCCAUGAAGUCCUACCCUUCAAGUGAGCUGCGGAACAUGUGCGAUGAGCACAUAGCGACUGAGGAGCCACCAGAAAAGGAAGAUCUGCUGCAACAGAUGCUAGAGAGAAGGUACACUCCCUACCCCAACCUGUACCCUGAUCAGUCUCCCAGUGAAGAGUGGACCAUGGAGGAACGCUUCAGACCUUUGACCUUCCAUGGCUUGAUCUUGCGCUCACAGUUGGUCACCCUCCUUGUCAGGGGUGUUUGUUACUCUGAGAACCAGUCGAGUGCAAGUCAGCCUCGCCUGUCCCACGCAGAGAUGUCCGAGGAUUACCCUCGCUACCCAGAUAUCCACGACCUGGACCUCACCCUGCUGAACCCUCGCAUGAUAGUGGAUGUCACCCCAUAUAUGAAUCCAUCACCCUUCACUGUCUCUCCAAAUACUCACGUGUCUCAAGUCUUCAACCUGUUCAGGACAAUGGGACUCAGACACUUACCGGUUGUGAAUGCUGUGGGAGAGAUUGUUGGGAUAAUCACUCGUCACAACCUGACUCAUGAGUUUCUGCAGGCAAGACUGAGACAGCACUAUCGGACCAUUUGAUGCCCUUCCCCACUCUGCUCCAGGCCUGCACACGCCCUCGCAUUCCGCUUGGACCCCGCAAGGCCCAAGAAUUGCCCUUUGGCUUCUCACAUGCAUAUCAAGUCUGAGAUGCUGGAGACCAUCUUGCCAGCCAGAGAACUAGAGGAGCUGCCUGAGCCCAAGGGCUGUUGAUUGGUCUCAGGCACUUGGUUUGACCACUCUUGAUCCAGGUUUUUUCCUUUCCCUGCGCUCCAGUUAUCUCCUUCCACCAGAUGUUGUCCUGACGCCGUAUGUUCUGCUCGUUGGUUUAGAUUUGGGCUUUUGAACAGUCAGAAAAUGAACCAUCUGGUUCCACUGUGUCAUGUGCACAGAACUGUGCAGCAUCUUUUCCCUACCCUCCUGUAUGUUUCCCUUUUCCUCUUCCUCCCUUGUUCCUUGUUGCCUUAUUUGUGUGAGAAGGAGGUUGCUGUCAAGGCUGAGAGGGGACAGUGAGUUUGCAGUUAUGCAGAGCUGCUCUGGAAGAUGGCUUUUCUGAAGAGCAAUAUUAAGAAAGCCAGUUGUUUGGAAACACACCUCUCUUCACAGGUGCUCCCACUUGCCCAUGUUUUUCCACUUUGGCUUCAUUUGCUCCUAAUUUCUUUCCUCCUUUCAUGGGGAGGUGUUCCUGCUGUGGUGGUUUUGACAGCAGCUGACUCCUGAGACCAGCCCAGCAGCUCAGGAGUUCACAACAGUUCAAAUGCAGUUACUGUUUAGGAUUAUAAAUAUUUAAUACAUUUGCAGAGCAUCACAGAAAAGGGAGAUCUCAUUUCUUGUUAGCUGUUGCUCUUAUCUGCCUGUGAGAGACUCUGCUAAGGCACUUUGUGGUACUCCACUCUGUCGCUCCCAUGACACUUCGGCGUUACUUGGCAUUUGUAGGCACUGUCCUUGUACUGAUCCAACAGUGAGAGCCUGGGACACCUUUCCAGCUGGAGUUAGAGAGCAGGGAGCCUCACGUCCUCAGAGCAUGGUGAAGUGUUGCUUUCUGGAGGCAAACAAAACCACUGCCCUGUCUGUGGACUUGGUUGAACAAUCUCUGUGUCAUGAGAGGAGCUGAUGUAGCUUCAGGCUGCUAUACAGGAGGGAUACUUGGUGCUGAUGGCUAACAGACAGGAUCUGCUGCAGAGUGAUGAGUGGGGCUGUCUGUGCUCUAAAAAUACUUGGGAUAAUGUUUGCAACUGCCAGAUCCCGAGUAUCUGUAAGGGUAAAAUCAGCGUUUAGGAGCCAGUUGCAGCCAGUUCACUGCUUUAGCAGGUACCAUCCUGGCCAGCACCUGUAUUGUUCCAGCAGGCACCUGCCCUCUUGAGUUUUGCAUACAGAUAACCCUCUGUGGGAAGCCAGCAUUGUGCCUCCAGGGCCUGCAGAGCUGAUUGGCUUGAUAAAGCACAGAGCAUUCUCCCAGCCAAGAAACUGGGCCAAGUAACACGGGAAAUGUAUCCCAGACAAGCUUCUACACAGCCUGGGAGCACUCCAGUUAACCUGUUGUCUGCCAUAAGGAGACAGCUAGGCGAGAGCUGUGGCAGAAGGUAACCAGACGUUGUGUUGUCUGAAUUGAGGCUGAACCUUCAUCUAGGCUGAAGAUUUUCCUGACUAAGCCUGAAGGAGUGGUGCCCUUUCCAUAUACAUGUCAGAACACUAAACCUGUUAAAACAGUCCUUUUGAGUGACUUUUUGGAAGCUGGUUGUUCUAGGGUGUGACUCUGCAAACUCCUGCCUGCUGAUCCCUGCUACAAUGGGGAUUAGGAGGUGGUUUUGUGCCUGGGUCACCAGCCACCGUCUUGACGUUGAGCUCUUUAAGUCACUGGAACUCUUAGAUGUUGGUGGAGUCUUUGCAGUCUGGAUAGUUUGUAGGCAGAUGCACUCUCUGGCUGUGCUUGCAGUGAAGACAGCUGAGUCAUGGAAGGCUCUUGAAUUUUGUCCAGCAAAAGAGAGAAAACUUGAACUUAAAGUGGUUCCUGAGGCCAGGUUUUAGGGUAGACUUUGUUCUUGUGAUGCACUGCAUGGCACGGCUCAGCUGGAAAGUUUGGUUGUGGCAAAGCUGUUUGUAAGCACUUAGAUUUUCAUUUUUGUUAUUCUUCAUUGGCAUCUGGUGACUCUUUCUUCACUUAGUGUUCUUUCCCAUCUGCUGUCGUCUUAAAGAGAGGAAAGGCAGAUAUUUGUUUGCACUUGUACCAUUUCCACAAGGAGGGAGUGGGCUGUGGUACAUGUAGUGGCAGCUGUUGGAGAGGAAGCUGGGUGUGUCCCAGGACCCUUUGUUAACUCUGAGCCCUCUCCAGGACUGCUUAGGAGGUGACCUAGCUAAAGAGCAGUAUUUGUGUUCCUUCUUUUCCCUUUCUUGCUUUAGAACGUGCAGAAACAGCUCUUGUCUUCUCCACCCAAACACUUCUGCUGGUUUCUGACUGGCUAGCUCCAAGUUGAGACAUACAAGCUCUUAAACCUCCAAGAAUGAAUGAGUAUGUUUUCCUCCAGUCAGUGUCUAUCCUGUGCCUUCAGCCUGGACACUUUAGCUGGGGCAGGUUUGGCAUGUUCCUUGGAGCAUAUGAGUGGGCACUGGCUACUGCUCCUGACUUGCAAGUUCUUUCCUUGUAAGCAGAGUAAGGAUGAUUGUUCUCCCUGGAUAGUCACUGCAGGUAGUCCUGAAAUGCUUGAGGUCUUGCACUGAACUGUCUCACAAAACCUUUUACUACCCUGAAGCUGCACUGUAGGUUUGACAUAUGCUUCUGUCAGCAUGCCUUUCACUCAAAGGAUUUGUCCCCGUGGACAGUUAGCGAUCAUGGGAGUCCUGGUUUGAUGUGAUUUCAGACCACUCUGCUGUGGAAUUAGCAGUCCCAUACUGUCAGAGCACCUAGCAGGAAUGUCCUGUGUCCCUCCAUGACAAAUCUUUUCCUUUUGCUCAUGUUGAAUGACUGCCUGUGGAAGGUCCCUUCUCUUUCUGCACAAGAAUAGGGCUCCUUAGGUUGUUUGCCUUGAGCUGGUCACAUCCUGUUUUAUUUCUGUACAGAAACUGCUGCAGUCUGUUUGCUGCAGGAUGUCUUGUCACUGCUACUGGGGCCUGGAGUUAGGCAUUCCAGACAAGACAGGCUGGAAGGUCUUGUCUGAGCACCAGCUGCACUUCCCCAGGAGAAGGCCGCCUGCCUUCAGCCUACUGUCAGCUCUGCCUGUGCAUCUCUCUUACUCAAGCGUUUCAGAUGGCAAACACACCCCUUUCACUCCUUCACUCAAGAUGACCUAGGUGAGGGUGGUGGGUGACCCUGUCUGCCGCUUCAAAGGGAGCGUGUAACCUGCAGAAAGGGAAGGCCAAGCUCAUCUGACCUUUGGAGACAGGAUUGAUGCAAAGGGGCUUGUGUUGGAUCAUUCUUCUCACACUUAAUUCCUGUCUGAAAACACUACUUGUCGCUUCUACUCUGGCUCUGAUUGCUUAGUGAUUUACCAAGAAACUUAAUCCAAACGUAGGUGCCUGUAACCUUUUACUCAGAGCAACACUAAAGGCAUAGUAAUUAAGAACUGGAGUAGUAUUGGUGGCUGAAGUUCGGGGGUGGUGCGGGGCCUUCUCCCCUGCCUCGUGGUGCCCUGUGCAGUGUUUGUGGUUUGAAUUGUCGACUUACUGUGAGCCAUUCCAAGGGUAGCAACUUACCUUUCCCUGUGUUUGUUUGCACUGUUUUUUGUUAGGAGCUGAUGUAAGCUAAUUCCACACUGUAUAUAAAUGGUAUUUUUUUAAUUUGUAUGGUUAUAUUUUUAUUUGAGCAAUGGCACUUGGGAAGUAUUUCCUGUAACCAUAACAUGUCUGAGAGUAAAAUGGUUGUGUGUCUCCUUCAGCACUUUCAAGGCCUUUGGAUGUUUCUGGUGUUGUUUCAUUUUUGCCCUCUAUUGUAAUAAAACUAUUGGAACAUG